AUGAUGUCGAAAGUCUUGUUGUUGACUUUUGUCUUCUCGCUGACGGCAUUUCACAAUGGCAAAGGCUUAGCGGCGCUCACCGGAGACACGAAUAACGUCGUCAAUGACGGCCCAUGCGACGCUUACCGUUUACCGGAUACCACAGAACCGGUUCGACAUCGUUGUGAGGGCGAAACAGUACACGGCCGAGGUGAUCCUAAACUCGAAGGAUUUGAUAGUGUCGUCCGUGUCCUCGUUUCAGGACUUGAAGACAAACCGGGCAAUAUCGAUAAAGAUUACGUUUACGAAGAGCGCAACGAAUGGUUGGUCGUCAAACUAGAAAAAUUGAUUUUGCCGUCGCGGCUCUAUAAGUUUACCGUCGUAUUCAGCGGAAUCCUAAGAGAAGACUAUACCGGAUUUCAUAAAUAUUUCUACGACUCCGGCAAUCACUCGAGGUGGAUAGCUCUGACUCAGUUCAAACCAAUAUACGCCAGGCGAGUAUUUCCAUGUUACGAUGAAUCGAAAUUCAAGACUCCUUAUACGAUAUCGAUCUCCAGGCAAAGACAACAUUCUGCGUUGUCCAAUAUGCCACUUAAACGCAUUGAAUCCAAUCAGCAAAGCGAUAUGGUGUGGGACCACUUUGAAACCACAAAGCCAAUACCCACGUAUUUAGUGGCUUUUAUGGUGUCGGAUUUCGACAAAACACCUGUAAACGGUGAUAAUAUCGCCAUGCAUACGCGCAAAGAGUACAUCGAAUAUACGACGUAUAUGAUGGGGAAAGCACCAAACUUACUCAAUGGUGUAGAAAGGUUCACUCGAAUACCGUACAUGUUACCGAAGUUGGAUUUGGUGGGCAUUCCCUUACUGAAUGCAUACAGUAUGGAGAAUUGGGGACUGAAUUCUUACGAAGAAUUUUUCGUAACUUUGUCGGACGAUUCACAAACGGAAGACAAAAUACAGGGAACCAUGACCAUACUACACGAGAUCUUACACCAGUGGUUCGGCAGUAUGGUAACCGCUCCUUGGUGGGACAACGAGUGGUUGAACGAGGGCAUGUGCAAUUACUUAAACUAUUACAUAACGAGUAUGCUCGAACCUGAAUGGGAGAUGGAGGAAUCGUUUGUAGAGAACGUGCACCAGUUCGCGCUGUCCUGGGACGAGUAUGACGAUACGCACCCUUUGACCUUUGCAGUGUCGACUCCCGAAGAUAUCAUGAAUGCUUUUGAUACCAUUUCAUCCGACAAGAGUGCGGCGCUGUUUAGGAUGUUGGAAUGCGUGGUGGGCGAGGAUUACUUCAGGAUUGCGGUGAACAAAUAUCUCGAUGAUUAUGCUUACAUGGUAGCGGGACCGACAGACUUGUGGAAUACGUUCGAUUACGUGCUAUACGACUUUGACUACGUUAUCGAAGACGGUGUCACGAUCAAUACGUAUAUGGAUUCGUGGACGAAACAACCCGGGUAUCCACUGAUAACAGUGAAGUCGACGGGAGAUGGUUGUUACAACGUGUCGCAGAAACGUUUUUCUCUGUCGUCUCCACCCCAAAAUACCGACGACAUAAAAUGGUUUGUAGGCUUAACGUACACCACUGAGACCUGA
Molecule: messenger RNA, 1575 nt
Organism: Macrosiphum euphorbiae (potato aphid)
Lineage: Eukaryota; Metazoa; Arthropoda; Insecta; Hemiptera; Aphididae
Source: the annotation of a GenBank genome assembly